AGACAGUCUCUGCGUGCGUAUUGAUCACACAUACUGAUACAGUCACACUCUUACAUAUCACACCGUAGAGGCGCGCAAUUGCACUGUAGGGGCGAAUAGGUGCUCAUAGAUACAGGCUUAUAGGUACCGCCACCUAUACGUAGGAAAGAAUUCAGUAGCAACCUCACUACAUGCAUCAUGGUUUACAAAGCCUCCAGUACAGGAUGUUACAACAUCAUGUACUUCUUUGCAAUCCUCUUGACGAUUGUGACGUUCGUGUCACUGUACUAUCUGUUCAAUCUCGCGGAUAGAUUCAGUCUGCAAUGGCUGUUGGUAGGUUACUAUGACGAAUUGGGUCAGUGGAACGAAGGAAUCACCCCCUACUUCUGGGCGGCCAUUGGAAUCACGUGCGCUAUUGCUGUGAGUGUAGUAGGCGCAGCUUGGGGUAUUAUGUUGACCGGGUCUGCGAUUGUUGGAGGAGGUGUUAUGGCACCACGCAUACGCACGCGCAACUUGAUCUCAAUUAUCUUCUGCGAAGCAGUUGCCAUUUAUGGUAUUAUCAUGGCCAUUGUGUUCAGCAAUGGACUUAAGUCCUAUGAUCUGGGUGCCCUCGCCAGCAUAAAUCCCGAGGGCUCUGAGGAGCUAUAUAAAGCGAGAAAUCUGACGAUUGGACAGAACAUGUUUGCCGGAGCCCAAAUGCUUGGCGCUGGUUUGACCGUAGGAUGGUCUAAUGUGGCGUGUGGUGUGUGCGUUGGACUUGUUGGAGCCGGAGCUGCGCUGGCAGACGCCCAGAAUGCCGAUUUGUUUGUGAGAAUCCUGAUCGUCGAGAUUUUCGCGUCAGCUAUUGGUCUUUUCGGUGUCAUUAUUGGCAUUAUCAUGGUGCAAACCGUACGUUUCGGAAACAUUGAAUAAUUAACAAGGCGACACCAGAAGUAUAAAAAAAGAUUGCACGGGCUUGCUCGAUUGGGUGACUGGGAUAGCCCAUCAGGGAUAGUCAAUAGCGGCGAGACGAUGUGUGCAAUAAAGUUUAGUUAUGUACACGC
Sphaeroforma arctica JP610 is the source of this 1022-nucleotide messenger RNA. RefSeq lists its product as hypothetical. The record is from RefSeq and is a predicted model, not a curated record. Gene Ontology annotation, cellular component: proton-transporting V-type ATPase, V0 domain. Lineage: Eukaryota; Ichthyosporea; Ichthyophonida. The transcript has 2 exons. Gene Ontology annotation, molecular function: proton-transporting ATPase activity, rotational mechanism. Bases 178 to 891 code for a protein of 237 amino acids. Gene Ontology annotation, biological process: proton transmembrane transport.